AUGCCGAACAGAGGCCCCACUCUGAUCAAUCAUGAACAAGUGGAAGCUGACCGCGGUGACUACAUAGUUCCUCCUCCUCCGUCCGACCCUGCGACUCCCAGCGAAAUGGGUCCCGGCACUCCGAAUUCCACAACCACUUCCCUCUCCGCCUUGUCUGUUGUAGCCAUAAAAGAUGGCGCAAUGGGUCACGGUGGACGAGGAGCCGCAACCUCAGCCAACACUCUUGAAGCUGAACGAGCCGACCGUAUUUCACGUCUUGCUGGUCUUGAGCGAGUUGCUACCUCUCGACCAACCCCACUUGGACACCUAGCUCCAGGAUCAGGCGCAUAUGGCCCAGGAUUUGACAAUGUCCCCCAGUUCAAGGAGCGGAGCACAGUCGGGAGCGCCAGUGCAACGGGUAGUGUCGGUGGUAGGACAACAUGGGCGAGUGGGAGUAUUGACUACGACGCAGACAAGAUGAGCGAGGAUCAGGAUGAUGGCGUCUCAAGUACAGGUGGCUUCAGCGACGAGGACAAGGCCAGUCUCGUUGGAUUUGGUGAAGGAGCAGGGAGCACAGUCAGCGGUCCAGUGUCGACGCCUUACAACACCCGCGCCUCUGGCUCUCGAGCAGGCGCUAAUGCUAACGUGCCUUCAACUCCACGAACGGGUACCGUUCCCACAUUUGGAUCAGGGCAGAGCACUCCGAUGAGUGGAAUUACACCGAGUGCUGCUGCUGGAAGUACAGAUCCGAAAAUGAUGGAUGGGAUGAGUUACGAUCAGAACAUCAUCGACACGACGAUGCAGCCAGCCCCGCCAGUGGAUCUGCCUUCUCAAGGGAAUCGAUUCUCAGGAUUUGGUACGGAAAUGGCCGAAGGAAUCAUGCGUGAUCGAUUGGCUGAUCUGGACCACCCCCAGCAUCCUUUGGGAACGGCGGAUGGUCAGAUUCUGGGCAAGUUUCCGUUUGAAAAGGAAUAG
Rhinocladiella mackenziei CBS 650.93 is the source of this 954-nucleotide messenger RNA. RefSeq lists its product as uncharacterized. The transcript has 2 exons. Bases 1 to 954 code for a protein of 317 amino acids. NCBI's taxonomy places the organism in Eukaryota, Fungi, Ascomycota, Eurotiomycetes, Chaetothyriales, Herpotrichiellaceae. The record is from RefSeq and is a predicted model, not a curated record.